AUGUCUUUUGUAAAAAGUGCGACAUCCACGACUCAUUUGCGCGAUGCGAGCGAGGGUAUUGAGAAAGCCGAGUCACCACCAGCUCACCUCCAGCCGCGCACGAUUGUGGACGUUGACCCGGACGGCGAUCUCUUCCUGGAUGUAGCACUGGAUACUAAAGGUGUGGCUUACCGCUAUCGCGUCUGUUCCGGCACGCUUCGUCGUCAUUCUCCAGUAUGGAAAACGAUGCUGUUUGGUCCUUGGUUGGAAUCAAAGCCGACCAACAGCGAGGAAUGGGUUGUUCAACUUCCAGAGGAUCCUGCCUACCCGAUGUUGAUCAUUCUCAACAUAGUCCAUGGGAGAUUUGCCGAUGUUCCCCAGGAUAUUCGACUAGGAAAUCUCCGUGAUAUCUUGGCCCUAACCAACAAAUACGAUAUGACCAGUAUCGUGAGGCCUUUGUGUGCCCAAUGGAUAGCGGUCGCCAGGAGAUCGAAGAAUUCGACCGAGAAGAAUUCGACCGGCGACUUUUCGUUCAAGCGUUCGGCCAAAAAUACGUUAAGGUCAUUAUAUGUGGCAUGGGAAUUAGGCGACGAAGUGCUCUUCGCUCUAAGAUUGGAGGAACUUUCCUUACGGACCAGAAUGGAUACCGAGGGCCGCUUAAGUUACGCUACGUCGAGGAGGAGCCGAAAAGGAACCACACUCAAUGAUGAGAAUUAUCUGGGACCACAAGAUGCGCUAGACACGAUAUGUGCAAUCCGGGAGGCUCUACUUGAAAUGCUCAUUACACCCAUCCAUGAAGAUCUAGAUGCCCGGAUGAAGGCAGAUCCUUACUACAAGAUUGGGAGCUCGGGUUACCGGAGGAUGCUCUGUGAUGCCGCAACCAUAGGCAGUAUCCACCGACAUAUGCUGCAAACCAAAGGCAGCAUUCUCACCAAGCCUGCCUCUGAGAUCGAAGACAGCGUUAUAGAGCUAGCAUCUUGGCUGUUUUCCAUGAUGUCCAAGAUUCCGACUGUGCAUGGUGAUGAACGCACGUCGGACUCAAUCCAUGCACGGAACUGGGAAUGCUUUCCGGUGCCGAAAUACAAGAAGCUCUGCAUUGGCAUCCAAAUCGAUACCCCAAAAGUUGUGGCUGGCUUCAUCAAGCCGAGUCACAGGGAAUAUAUGGCGGCCCAAAGAGCAAAGACCGGGUUGGUCAUGCAAGACGACAGAUCCGCACGCCGCUACUGGCACUGGCCUUGGUCUUGA
Neurospora tetraspora is the source of this 1224-nucleotide messenger RNA. RefSeq lists its product as uncharacterized. The coding region runs from base 1 to 1224 and encodes 407 amino acids. The record is from RefSeq and is a predicted model, not a curated record. The transcript is spliced from 2 exons. NCBI's taxonomy places the organism in Eukaryota, Fungi, Ascomycota, Sordariomycetes, Sordariales, Sordariaceae.